Molecule: messenger RNA, 3058 nt
Organism: Uranotaenia lowii
Lineage: Eukaryota; Metazoa; Arthropoda; Insecta; Diptera; Culicidae
Gene: Rnp4F
Product: squamous cell carcinoma antigen recognized by T-cells 3
Exons: 4
Coding region: 121-2841 (906 amino acids)
Biological process (GO): RNA processing
Molecular function (GO): protein binding; RNA binding
Source: RefSeq, a predicted model, not a curated record
GAUACAACACAACAGAAAAGGCAGCUCGAUAGUGCGCGAAGCGUAAACAAACGAUUAGAAAGAACCAGUUAGUUCAAUUUUCUAUGGUUAAAUACUUCAGUAAUCCAAACUUUUGUGGAAAUGUCGGACGCCGAAAUGGAAAUUGUACCGGAAGGAAAGGACGAUCCUAAAACCGCGACCGAUGGUGACGACGCUACAGCAUUGAAAACCGGUCGGUCCAGUAAUGUGGAAGGCGAUGAUGCUGAUUCGGCAGACGGUUCCAGCGAUGAAAUGGAACAGGACGAGGAAGACUCCGAUGAGGACGAUGAUGAUUAUGACGCCGGAGAAGAGGCCUAUCAAAUUAAGCAGUACCUGGAACUACUGGGAAAGAUUCAGGAAGACAAGUACAACUACGAUCUGUAUGUGCAGCUGUUGGAUCUUGCUCACAAAAUGACCGAUUUGGAAAAGAUUCGUCAGAGUGCAGAAAUUUUCGCGGCCAUGUAUCCACUUUCGCCGGAGAUUUGGUUGCGCUGGUUGCGUAUUGAAGUGGCGCUGGCUUCCUCGCCGGAUCAGCUAAAGCAGGUGGAUCAGCUGUUUCGGAGAGCUCUGGGAGAUUACUACUCGGUCGAGGUGGCCACGGAAUAUGCAGCUCUGGCGGCCAAAGGGGACCGGGAAUUGGCUGAGCAAAUUUGGGAUGUCCUCAUCCCGACCUAUGGCUUGCACACGACCAAGGGUCGCAACGUAUUUGAAGCUUAUCGGGAAGAUUUCCUAGCCAAAAAUGGAGAGACCUCAAAGGAAAUUAAUCGUUUGGCUCGGAUUUACGAGCAGGAACUGAAGAUUCCGUUGAAAAACAUGGAAGACUCCUACAUUGAGUACAAACUGCUGUGCGAAAAGUACAAAGAUACGUUGGAAGAUUUGAAUCCGGAAAAGUUUGAACGGCGCUAUAAGCAGGCGAAGGAAUUGCUCCAGCGGAUGAUACCCUUCGAGAAUCGGUUGGUGGCUUUGGAGCCACAUUGUCAUCAGGAGAGGGCUGAACUUUACCGGGAGUACAUUAAGGAGUGUCGAUCGUUGUUGGGCGAAGAUGAGAUGCAGGUUCUUUACGAGCGAUCUGUCGCGGACUGCUGUUUGGAUCCGAGCGUAUGGUGUGAUUACUUGAAGUAUUUGGAUCGGUAUCCACCGGAUGUCGAAGAGCUUCCUACUUCGCCGGUAUUUUCUCAAACGACGCUCGAUGUUGUAAAUCGGGCAUUGAGAAACUGCCCCUGGAGUGCGGAGUUGUACGUUGAGAAGUUAAGAAUUGUGGAACGAGAGAAAGGAACGCGGGAAGAUAUUCUGAAGAUUAUGGAAGAGGUUGCUACGGUGGAGUUUCAGGCUCCGGAACCAGCAGUAAAAGUAUGGCUGGAGUAUUUGACGUAUUUGAGAAGGCAUGCCAAUUUUGAGGACGAAAAAGAGCGUGAUAUAUUGCGAUCGAAUUUCGAGCUAGCGUGGAAUCAGCUGGGUCGCACCUGGGGAGAUUCAGCGGAUCCAGAAUGUAAGAUAUUGCAGUUUUGGGGUCGCUUAGAGUAUGGAGCCUUGGCUGAUCCCUUGAGAGGACGAGAUUUGUGGCAAAGUGUGAUGGAUAGCUCUGAUAACUCGAAGAGAGUUGGUUUGUGGAUUGAAUGGGCUGAGCUAGAAGCUAAACGAGGAAUGGAUGCGGUUCGUAAAUUGUUCCGCAAAGCUAUCAAUUCUGUAGAUUUAAACGACCCGGAAACUUUGGCGGCAGCUUGGAUGAGAUUCGAAAGAUGUAAUGGAUCUCUGGAACAGUUGACUUCCUGUCAGGAGAUUUGUUUGUCCACAAUUCAAGCAUAUUACAAGUCGCUCAAUUAUCAGCAGAGAGCUCUGAAAGGUCGUAAAUCUGAUCCUAAGAAAGAAACAGAUGCAGAUGAAUCAAGCAAAAAGAAAAACCUUAAACGAGUUCACGACCAACAAUGCCCAGUUGAAAAACGAGAAGAUGUAUUUAAGAAACCAUCUGUUCAAGUUGGGCCAGCCAUUUCCAGACCAAAGGAAACUACCUUAGAAGAAACUACCAAACGAAUUAAAUUGGAAGAAACUACAACUGAGGAAUCAACCAGCGAUAGUAAUCGAGUUUUCUUCAGCAAUCUGAGUUUCGAAGUGACUGAAGACGACAUCCGUAAAAACUUUCCAGAACUAAAAUUCAAAUCUAUCGAACUCGUUCAAGGUUCCAGUGGAAAAAGUCGAGGAUUUGGCUAUGUUGAGUUUGAAACCAGUCAGGAUGUUCAGAAAGCGCUGACCUUCGAUCGACGACCGUUAGACGGGAGACCAGUUUUCAUUUCGCCUCUGGCGCGAGACAAAUCCAAUCGACCGAACAAGUUUAAAUACUCGGAAAGCUUCGAACCGAAUAAGUUGUUUAUCAAGGGACUACCCUUCGAGGCCGGAAACGAGGAUGUUCGCAAACUUUUCGAACGUUUCGGUAAGCUGAAAGACGUUCGGGUGGUGUUUUAUCGAAGUGGUAAGUCCAAAGGGCUUGCUUAUGUCGAAUUUGAAAACGAAUCCGCUGCCAAAAGUGCCGUCAUGGCCAUGGAUCAGUACGAGAUGAACGGUUUCACUCUUUCGGUGGCUCUAUCAGCGCCACCGCCUAGAGGAAAUCCGACAGCUGAAAAUUCCACUUCCAAUCCAGAACCUGGUACUAGUUUGGGUGGCGGAAAACGUCACCUUGUUAAAGGAGACGUAAAACAAAAACUGUCCACUAUGAUACCAACAGCCCUUCUGAGAAAAACAGCCGCUACCGCCCCAAAACCUGGGAGCAGCUCUGUGAGCAACAAACCUAAAUCCAACGAAGAUUUCCGGAAGCUUCUUCUGAAGUAACUUUCAAUCAUUCUUUUUCUAUAUACCAUGUGUGUUGUACUUUGAUGUUUCUGUUAAAAGAGUGUUACCCCACAAUGAAGAUUCUUUUUUGUUCCAACGACACACCAACUUAUCCAUGUUACUAAAUAUAAGCUUAUAUUUGUGUUUUGUUAAAAUUCACAAAGAGAAAAACUAUACUUACAUGAAAAGUAACAAUAAAGAAAACUCGUUUAUCACA